Molecule: messenger RNA, 6489 nt
Organism: Fusarium redolens
Lineage: Eukaryota; Fungi; Ascomycota; Sordariomycetes; Hypocreales; Nectriaceae
Product: ankyrin repeat-containing domain protein
Exons: 3
Coding region: 49-6312 (2087 amino acids)
Molecular function (GO): protein binding
Source: RefSeq, a predicted model, not a curated record
CUUUAUCAUUGAACGCUGAAACGCUAUUUUAUACAGUUUAUAACAUCUAUGUUGCUGGACGAAUUGGACAGGCCGCUAGACGAUGUCGUAGUUGUCGAUCGUUUGGCUAUCGCCGACUACAACGAACCCAACAUUCUGCCUCAAGAUGAGGCUACUUUGAAGAAUGUGCGAGCCUGGCUCAGACCUACCAAGUAUGAAGGCGAUGGCAGUGAACUGAACAAGCAUACCAGCUCCUAUUUGGAGGGUACUAGCCAGUGGCUUCUUGUUUCACCUAUUUUCCAACAAUGGCAUGACGGUCGCGAUGAUGGAAUUCUGUGGAUUCGUGGUGUUCCUGGCACCGGCAAAUCUGUGCUUGCCUCGAGACUCAUCCAUCAUCUAUCAUCCGAAGAAUGCCCAGUUCUGUACUUUUUCUUCCGGCAUACCAUCCAAUCCAACCAUCGCCCCGAAUCUGCCCUCCGCGACUGGCUUGCUCAAGUCUUGCCCUUCAGUCCUCAUCUGCAACUCGCAUUGAUGAAUCUGACAUCAGAGCCCAUCAAUCUUGAUUUUGUGGACGAUCUGUCCUUGGUUGAGCUUUGGCACCUCGUUCGACUUGCGUUGAAAAAUAUGCCCAAAGUUUAUUGUGUUGUUGAUGCCCUGGAUGAGAUGGACAGCGAUGCCUUGGAACAUUUCUUGCAGUUGAUCGAUCAACUCGGAAAUAUGCACCCUGAUAGAGUCAAACUCAUUAUUACGAGCCGACCCAUUGCCACGAUUGAGAAGAUCGUGCGAAACCUACGGCUGUUGGACAUUCGUGUCGACAAGAAAGCCAUUAACCCGGAUAUUUCUACCUAUCUUCAGCACAGACUUGCCAGCUCUAAGCUGUCACCCGAAACAAAGGAUGCAAUCAAGAACAUAGCCCUCGAGAAAGCGGAUGGGCUGUUUCUCUAUGCCAAGUUGACAAUGGAUAAGAUCGCCGGACUCGACCAUGAAACCGAAACGGAAAUCCUCCAGACCCUUGAAAGAAUGCCCGUCAGCCUAUCUUUCAUAUAUGGACACCUCCUCAGGGAGCAUAUGGGUCGCACUGGACUGCCUAAAGGACUACAAAUGCUCGUAUUGCAACUUGUAACCCACGCAACUCGACCCUUGCGACUGCUCGAGAUAUCUGACUGCAUCAGAGUGACUCAGCCUCAAUAUGGUCAAGACGCCGGAACUAUCAAGAGCCAUGUGCGCACCUGUUGCGGGCCACUGCUAGAGGUACUUCCUGACGAAACUGUUCGCGUUGUUCAUCACUCUCUGACUGAGUAUCUCUUUGGACUUACUCGCUCAUCGGCUGAUGAAGACAUUCCCGUUUUUGAGCCUGGCCCGACACACGACCUUGUCGCAAACCUCUGUCUCUCGUAUCUCCAAGCAGGGCACCUAGACAAUAUUACUUUCGUGGAAAAUAGCACUUUCUUCCGAAGAACUGUCUUAGCGAAACAAGAAUUCCCGCCUUUCAUGAACUACGCGGUGAAUAACUGGCAUACUCACGCUAAGAAGGCCACUAGACGACAAUUUCCACAGGAGAAAACGAAUGAGAAAGCCUUCUCACUGCUGAUGACUCCGGAAUCUGCUUGGCGACUUACAGCGCUGGCAGAGCAGACUCACACGAGAAGUUGGCAUCCUGGGCAUCCUGGGUUGUCUGGGUAUCCUUGGGUUCGAGAUGAGAAGAUGUCGCUUGAAACUGAGGUGCUACUUUUCUCGAUGCGAUUGGGCUUGACCAAUUUUAUUGAGAAUUUUCUUGAACGCUGUGGGGAAGAAGCAGUCAACUAUAGUGGAACUAAGAUGAUUCAGCCUCCAUUGCAUCAAGCGGUGGAGAAGCGAAUGCUGGAAAUUAUCCACCUCCUUGUUAAGCACGGGGCCGAGCUGGACCAGCAUGAUUACCAAGGAGACACACCACUUUACGUGGCACUCGGCGGCCAGAGUUCCAGAACAAAAGGUGCAUCACAGCCCGCCAUUGUUGAGAGCCUCCUCAAAGCGGGCGCUGACCCGUGGAAGACACAAGAGAGAAACAAGAGGCGGUCACACAUGAUAGGGAUAUCCGAGGAAUCACACAUAUCAUAUAAACCAAUUAGGAUGGCCUUCAGCACCUGCGACGAUACAAUUGCAAAACUGUUCAUACCGUAUGUCAAGACUACGGAGACUGCGAACGAGGCUUUAAGUUGGGUUAUGGAGGGCUCCAGGAACAUAAAGGUCAUGCGUCUAAUCCUUGAUCUUGGCCUGGUGGCCAUCAAUGCCUGUGCUGAUGGCCCAACCUUUUUAUUCUUGGCGUGCAAGCAUGGUGACCCCAAGGCAGUAUCUAUACUAUUGGAAGCUGGUGCAGAUCCGAACACCUGCCAUUUUCGCAACAGUGGUUCUGGCAACAGUGAUUCUGGCAAGUUUGAGCUCGUGCCUGAUACCUUGUAUGUCCACACAGAACCUAGUGGUUCUGGCAAAGAAAUGGCAGGGCCUAAUGUUAUGCAUGCUUUGGCAGAUCUAACUUUGAUGGACCCGCAAACACAUAUUCGUCAUGCUGCGGCUGAUGAAGUCGUCACAGAGUGCUUCAAAUUAGUUCUUGAUGCCGGUGCCGAUGUCAACUAUGUCGAUAGCGAAGGGAACACGCCGCUUCACGUGGCAAAGACUUCGCUAAUGGCGCAGCUUCUACUUGAUUCUGGAGCAGACCCUAAUGCGAUAAAUUCUCGCAAUAACACGCCGCUUCAUGUUGCGCACACCUUUGAUGUGAUGAAGGUGAUAGCCAGCAAGACAGAUAUCAACACCACAGAUCAAGAUGGCAGUACCAUGUUACUGAAGAUGUUGAAUACGAAGUCUGGCAGCUCAAAAUAUGAAAUAUCACACCCCCUUCAACUUCUAGAUCUUGGGCCCGACGUUCAUAUUGUCGACAAUGAGGGUAACAGCGUCUUGCAUUAUCUGGCCACGCAUGAGCAAAUGACCAGUCCUGAAGGCCAACAGAUGCUGGAAAGAUUGAUGCAAGGUGGUUUUAACCCAAAUCUACGAAACAAGCAGGGUCAGACUGCUCUUCACAAGCUGGUGUCCAAGUGUUGUCGUUUGGGAAAGCCGUCGGUCACCACCCUGAGGACAUUCAAUGAGCUGACGAAGUCUGAUCUUAACGCUGUGGAUGAUAAAGGUCAGACACCGCUCUUCAGCACUCUUGAUAAGUUUCGCGCCAUGCGAGAGCCCGUUGGGGAUGAGUUUAUACAUUUUAUGGCCGAGGUAGGGGCACGCUUCGAUGUCACGGACAAGCGAGGGCGGACAUUGCUACAUCCUGCAGUUAGAAACUGUUGUGGUCGACAGUCCGAAGCUGAUCUUGACGUGUUAUGCCUUCUCAUUGAACUUGGAGCUGAUCCUCAGGGGACCGAUAUCGAGGGAAACACUGCCUGGCAUGAAGCAGUGCCUAAGUUUUCUUAUUGGUCGCUUUCACUGCAAUGUCUUCAGAAGAUCACAGCUUUGGGUAUGGAUCCGAAAAAGGCCAACAUGGAGGGAAGAACGCCGUUUCACAUCGCCUGCGAGUAUAAUCAGCGAAACCUAUCGAAGAAUAAGUUGUUUGAAUACCUGCUGGAGCAGGUCGGAGACAUUGAUGUCAAGGACUUUAACGGGGCUACUGCCCUUCAUACCACGGCAACUUACUCCAGCGAGUUUACUCUGAGACUUUUGGAAGCCGGUGCUGAUGCGACACUGGUCACAAAUGAAGGAUUGAACGUCUUUCAUCUUGCAGCCCGAUGCCGAGGGAGCAAUGUCAUUGGCCUUCUUUUGGAAUGGCUCACGGCCAACACCAACAACGAAGAGAUACAACGGCUUGUCAACCUCAAGGAUAAGCGUGGUCGGGCCCCUCUGUACUACGCUUGCGCCGCUGGCAGUUACCAGUCCGUUGAGCUUCUUAUUAGUGCUGGCGCAGUCGUUGAGAUGGAGACGUACGAUGGUUCUGCAUUGAACGGCUGCGUUGACUAUGUGCAAGAGGAAGCAAGUUGGCGGAGGAGUUCGGACGCUGAUUCCGGUGGUGUGUUUAUUGAUGAUGCAAGACGGCCGUCAUAUAUUGGGGGAAGAAUUGAGACAACUUUGGACCUUGUAAUUGGCAACGCAGCAGCACCCAAAUGGCAUCUUCUCGAUAUGGCGGUUGCCGCGGCUGUCGAAGUGGCCACAACUACCGAACUACAAUUUGCUGAACAGCGCCAAUCUGCUACUCAUCCAGACCAUGAUAUAACCGUGGAGUGCCUCAUGCGAGCGAGGAAGUCUUUAGGUGUUGAAAAUGAGUUGCCCUGCGCAGCUGAGGCACAACUCUGCCUAGAACGAAGACAAAGGAGGAUAUUCGAGAUAUGGGAUUCGACGAGUAAAUGUUCACUUCACGACGACCGUACUCACUUUUUGGCCCGCUUAAGCCGACUUAUGAUCUCGCAUUUCUAUGAUGACCUUCCUGACUACAUCAACGGGAAUUCCCCCGAAGUCAAAGAUCUUUACAGGUUUCUCGCCGACCUGGCAAAACGAGGCUUUGCGAGGCUUCUUGACAUCAUACUCACGCCAGAGACCACCUCGACCCUCCAGGAAAGAAGUGAGACGAGCAUUGCUUCGCUGGUACGUGUUGCAUGCGAAUCGGAAGAGCCGAACAUGCCUGUGAUCCGAGUUUUGCUAUCAAAGGUCGUUCGACUGGAAAGUGUGAAGGAAUCAGAGGGUAGUUUUCUGCACGUCCUAUCUCGAGGCGGUCAUCACCCUUGGUGGCAUAUUGGCCAGGCACUGCCAUACUUACUGAAGCAAGGUGUGAACCUGGAGGUCAGAGACAAAGACGGACUGACGCCCCUCAACGCGAGUCUUGAGAACAUGGAGAAACCUGAAUGGAGUGGUAAAGCUACGGAGAUGCUACUUCAGGCAGGCGCAGAUCCAAGCAGCGUGGACGAUGCAGGCAACUCUUGUCUAUCUCGUGCUGUUGAUAAAAAAAGACUGUUCAAGUUGCUAGUUCAGCAUGGGGCCACUGCUGACCAUCCAGAGCUGCGUGCGGCAAUCCUGGCCAAAGACGUUGAUCUGGCGGAGUUGAUAUUAGCCUCUGGUGUAGAUCCAAAUGGUCGCCCGACGCCUUCGUCAGAUAAUGUGAAAGUGCGACUGGACUUGAGAAUGUGUACUUUCUGCCCUUCAGACGAGCUUUACCCCUUGAAUCUUGUGAUUAGUAUUAUUCGCAGGCGUGAUGGCGACACCGAAGUUUGCAUGCAGAUGGUGGAGUUAUUACUCAAGUUUGGUGCUGAUCCAAACGCUCGUUUCCAUCACACGACAAUUGCUCAUCGAACGCUCGAGCAAAAGGUUUACAACCCCAUUACUGGACGCGAAGAACGGAGCAACUUCAUCGACAUUAUUUUGCAGCAUCCCAGUCUGGAUGUAGACUUGAGGAAUACCGCUGGUGUUCCUCUGCUUCAUGUGGCUGUAAAGGUUGGCGAUGAAAUGGCAAUUCGAACAUUGAUCAAGAGAGGUGCCGACGUUCGCUCAACAGAUAACCUUGGUCAGAAUGUCUUGCACCUCAGCUCUUCUGUCCUUUACAGCAAGAGCCUGUUCGAUGAUAUCGUAGCUCUAGCACCGGAGCUUCUACGACAGGCUGACAACGAUGGCAAAACUCCACUACAUUCUGCCAUGGGUAGUCGAGAUCAGUAUGGACGUCUGGGAAAUGUACGAGAAGGUGCCGAGACAUUUAUUGAAAUGCUUAUAGCUGCAGGAGCCGACACUUGUGCAAAGAGUGAAAAUGGGGAUACGCCACUUCACUUACUUUUCCUGAGUCCAUGGAUUUUGUCCGUGGAUGAAGACGAUGUUGAAGCCUGGCAAGGGCCUGUGAAGAUAAUCAUGGACUUGCUUCUAUCGAAUGGUGCGGAUAUCAAUGCAAGAAACGAAGCAGGCGAGACCCCAAUCUUCACCUACCUCCGCGAGGGCGAUUUCAAGGUUGAGAUAACCAGAGCCUAUUUCAACAAGCACAAUCCUGAUUUGGUUCCACGGCAUAGUUUCCAAAGUAGUGAGCCCUGGAGUGCUAUUGAAAGGCGUUUCGCCGUGGAAAAGGAAUCGAUGCUAUGGGCGCUCUUGGAAAAGGCGGGCGUGGACUGGACUGCUGUCGAUGCAAGGGGGCAGUUUCUACUUCAUGUCGUUGCGGGGCGGGAGGUUUAUGCAUAUUCAAGGACUAGAGAAGAUCCCAUUUCACCGAGAGUGGUUAGGUUUAGGUUUCUGAUGGGGAAAGGGUUGGAUCCAUUGGCGGAGGAUGGAUAUCAUCGGACGGCGUUGGAUGUUGCGGCUGUGAACAGCGCUGAUGAUAUCUUGGAGCUGUUCAAAGCAGAGUAGAGGGACUGGCCAUUCUAGUAAUCGAGCUAUUGGAUAAAUGUUCCCUAUUGACUCAUGUCUAAACAGGUGAAGCAAUAGCAUGAAAAUAGUCGAUGAGUGAGCAAUCACAAACCCCCCUGGCUUUAUUCUUAGGUGACGGGUUGCGGUACUUAGAAGGCAAAGCCAGAUCAUAAUAAC